UGGGGCGCACACGCGUGGUCAUAUUUGGCGAACGCUGGCAGCCGCUGCGUCACUAAACCCACUCAAUACUCAACAAACUUUCAUCCUCAUGGAACAAAUCCCAGACUACAUUCAUUACACUCUCUCCCGCCCGCAAACAAAACUGCUCCUAUUCUCAGCCAUUAUUAUUAUUAUUAUUUCCCGAUGUCGAACCGCCUUGCUCCGCCGAAAUCCACGCCGUUUCCGAUUCGAUUUUGACCGCCGUCGCCAAAUGGGCUGCAAGUACAAGUUUGGUUUGGGAUUGAUUUGUACGGCGGUUCUUAUAUGGGUUGCUUCCGCCGAGAUUACUCAGAGAAUCUUCAGUGAAUAUAAACAUCCUUUUGCAAUCUCUUAUUUAGGGGUAUCUCUCAUGGUGAUAUAUUUACCAAUGGCAGUUGUCAAAGACUUGGUCUGCAGCUUAAUAAACCCUCAUAAUUUACUUGAUAAUAAUGGCUCUGUUAUGAGCUCCUCGAUUGGACUUGAUGGCCCUUUGAGAUUUAACGACGUACAUUACAAUGCGGAUGACAGCAUGGGACACUCUCUAAUAAUUAGGGAUAAAGAUUUGAGUGAAAGGGAAGAGGGACACCCUUUGAUUCCUAAUUUUGAAUCACAUCAUAAAGUUAGUACAUGGGAAGUUAUUAAAUGCAGCAUUUAUCUUACACCCUUAUGGUUCUCUACAGAGUACUUCUCGAACUCGGCCCUGGCAAAUACGAGCGUUGCAACUGCAACCAUCUUGAAUUCCACAUCAGGCCUUUUUGCCCUUCUGUUUGGAGCUCUUUUUGGACAAGAAUCCAUUACCAUUUCCAAGGUGGUUGCUGUUUUCAUUAGUAUGGCUGGGGUUAUCAUGACAACCUUGGGAAAAACUUGGGCAACGAAUGAGUUCCUAAUCAUUUCUGAGUCGAGAGGGCAAACCAUCACAGGGGACGUUUUUGGUCUUCUUUCGGCUGCAAUCUAUGGAUUAUUUACUGUGCUGCUCAAGAAAUCAGCUGGAUCAGAAGGAGACAAGAUUGAUGUACAAAAAUUCUUUGGAUAUGUUGGUCUCUUUACCAUAUUGGGUCUCUGGUGGCUUGUGUGGCCUUUAACUGCUGUGGGCAUUGAACCUCCUCUCAAGUUUCCUCCCUCGAAAUCCAUCUCCGAAAUCUUGCUUUUGAAUGGCUUCAUCGGGAGCGUUCUGUCGGAUUACUUUUGGGCCCUCUCUGUGAUUUGGACUUCUCCAUUAGUUGCUACCUUGGGCAUGUCAUUGACAAUUCCCCUUGCUAUGCUGGCAGACGUUGUAUUACACGGUCGUCGCUACUCCGCCCUCUACAUCCUCGGUUGCAUUCAGGUAUUUGCUGGAUUUUUCAUAGUGAAUUUUUCAGACAAGUUGUCUACUUAGGGCAACCAGCUAGAUUGACUUCAGAAUCCUCUGAAGAAGAAGAAGAAGAUGGUGUACAUUGAUUUGGUACACAGACAUGAAAAAGGCUAGAGGCUACUUUGAAGGAUGAGAUGUGUUAAAUGUAACUGCCUUUUUUAACUGUACAAAUGUAAAUAUUAACUGUCUGUUUGGAUUGGAGAUAUUAUGGAUUGCAUAUAGUAUAUGCCAGGUGUAGAUAUUAAAUAUUUGAGAGUUAAAAAAAACAUUUAGAUAUAAAUAUCUGUUUGGAUAUGUAUAAUAAUAUUAUUAUAU
Molecule: messenger RNA, 1684 nt
Organism: Benincasa hispida (wax gourd)
Lineage: Eukaryota; Viridiplantae; Streptophyta; Magnoliopsida; Cucurbitales; Cucurbitaceae
Product: putative vacuolar membrane protein YML018C
Cellular component (GO): membrane
Source: RefSeq, a predicted model, not a curated record